AUGGAUAUAGUGCAGGACGACGACCUGGCACAAUCCUUUGGCUUGGCCAGGAGGAGACAUGCGGAGCUGUGCAGGCAGAACCAGAUGUUCAACGCCAGGAACAGGAUCCUGGGGGGAGAUAAAAAGACCUGGGAUAUUCAGGUGUGUGACCAGAAGAUAAGAGAAGCAACUGAAAAAGCCAGACAUGAGACAUUUGCUGCCGAACUGAGGCACAACGACAAAACCAUGUGCGCCCUGGAGAGCCGGGAGCAGAGGGGGCGGCGGGGCCUCCGCAGGGCGCUGGUGGACUUCCAGCGGGGCUCCCAGCGGCCGGAGACGCGCCGGGAGUUCGACCUGUCGGACCCCCUGGCCCGCAAGGCAGAGCUCCCGGCCCGGCAGCUGGACAGCGACGUGCGGAACACGGUGUCGGGGCUGCAGCGGUUCCUGGGGGAGGAUCUCAGCUGCCAGGAGCGGCGGAGGUUCCAGCAGGAGCAGAACCGAGAGUGGGCCCUGCAGCAGCGGAGGGCGCGGGAGCAGGCCCGGGCCGACCAGAAGCGCGCAGAGGAGCUGUACACGGAGACCCGGCUGCAGUUCGACCAGACGGCCAAGGACUUGCAGAACCAGGAGCUGGCCGCCAGGAAGGCGGUCUGCACCGCCGUGAAGGAGUUCAACAAGAUGCAGGCCUUGGAGUCAGCGGAGAGGAGAAGUCUGGAGAAAAAGCAGGAACAAGAGGCCGACCUGGCCCAGAUCGCCAGCCUGCUGCGCGGGGACCUGCUCUCCGAGGACCCGCAGCAGGCGGCCAGCUCCUUCGGGCCCCACCGCGUGGUCCCCGACCGCUGGAAGGGCAUGAGCCAGGACCAGCUGGGCCACAUCCGCCUGGUGCAGCAGCAGCAGAUGCAGGAGAAGAUGAGGCUCCAGGAGGAAGAGCGCCAGCGGGACGAGGACUGGGACCGGCAGAGGGUGGAGAAGGCCCGCGCCGACCUGCUGUGCGAGCGGCUGCAGCGGCGGCAGCAGCGCCUCCUGCGCAGAGCCCUGGACGGCAGCAACCGCAGCCUGGCCGCCGAGCAGCGCCUGCAGAGGCAGUACAUGAAGGAGGUCUGUACGAACCAGGCCUCGGACGACUUCUUCACCCAGUUCAACACCCGGAGUCGAUGA
This is a messenger RNA of Pipistrellus nathusii (Nathusius's pipistrelle), 1134 nucleotides long. Lineage: Eukaryota; Metazoa; Chordata; Mammalia; Chiroptera; Vespertilionidae. The record is from the annotation of a GenBank genome assembly.